Camellia sinensis is the source of this 1311-nucleotide messenger RNA. RefSeq names its product bidirectional sugar transporter SWEET2. NCBI's taxonomy places the organism in Eukaryota, Viridiplantae, Streptophyta, Magnoliopsida, Ericales, Theaceae. The record is from RefSeq and is a predicted model, not a curated record. Gene Ontology annotation, biological process: carbohydrate transport. Gene Ontology annotation, cellular component: membrane. Gene Ontology annotation, molecular function: sugar transmembrane transporter activity.
GGAAGUUUGAAAAAGCAUGUAAGGAUGGUAUCUUUCCUCACCUUCUCUCUCUCAACUGUGAAAAAGAUUGAAAUACUCUCUUUAGAGAGAGAGAGAGAGAGAGAGGAGAGUGGCCUGUGUGACAAAAGUUCGAUUCUUUGAUAGUUCACUUUUGAAUCGACUAAUGGUUUCUUUGGCUUUGUCCCAAAUAUCUACAAUUUAUAAAGAUGCAGCUGGAAUCGCCGGGAACAUCUUUGCUUUUGGACUGUUUGUAUCACCAAUGCCAACAUUUAGGAGAAUUAUCAGAAACAAGUCGACAGAACAGUUCUCAGGGUUGCCAUACAUAUAUGCCCUCUUAAAUUGCAUGUUAAGUGCCUGGUACGGCACGCCACUCAUAUCUUCUGAUAAUGUAUUGGUUAUGACAGUCAAUUUAAUCGGUGCAGUUUUCCAACUUACCUACAUAACCCUGUUCAUAACAUUCACCGAGAAAGCAAAAAAGCUGAGCAUGUUUGGGUUGCUGCUGGCAGUUUUUGGACUAUUUGCAAUUGUGGUAGCCGGGAGCUUGCAUAUAAGUGAUCUUUCUGCACGACGCAUCUGCAUUGGGUUUCUAAGUGGUGCUGCUCUUAUAUCAAUGUUUGCUUCACCGUUGUUGAUAAUCAAAUUGGUGAUCCGGACAAGAAGUGUUGAAUUCAUGCCAUUUUAUCUUUCCCUUUCGACGUUCUUGAUGAGCACAGCUUUCUUCUUGUAUGGAAUUUUCAAUUUCGAUCCCUUCAUAUACGUCCCAAAUGGAAUAGGAGCCAUUCUAGGGAUAGUACAAUUGGCAUUGUUCUUUUACUACAAAAAUACAUCUGGAGAAGCCUCCAGAGAACCCUUGCUAGUAACUUACACUUGAAAUGGAAUGUUUGCUUGGCAAAGGUGUACUCGUCAAAUAUGCUGGUGAAUUUACUUGAUAUAUGUACAUUUGUUCAGACAUUCAAUGUCUGAGUGAAGCUCCUACUUGCUGGAAAAUGGCAUUCCAUAUACAAUAGAGGUGGAGGAUUUACAUUAUUCUGACAAAAAGGACAUAAUUAUUGUUAACUAGUUCUUGAAAACUUCUCAAAUCUCUCUCCCGAAGAAGAGGGCAAAAGCAACAUCCGUUUGGUUACCCAGAAAAUGGAGGAAAAGCAAAUAACUCAGAACCAUACAGCUUUCAUAGUUUUGGCUGCUGAGAAUAUGAACAUCAAACUUUCCUGAGCUUUGUACAAAUGGGAUACAUUGAGGCCAAGUUUGGGAAGACUAAAUAAGUGCACUUUUUGUCUUUUUAGACUAAAAAGUUGAGGUUGAAAAUAUGAA